Molecule: messenger RNA, 2263 nt
Organism: Thamnophis elegans (Western terrestrial garter snake)
Lineage: Eukaryota; Metazoa; Chordata; Lepidosauria; Squamata; Natricidae
Product: GTPase IMAP family member 2-like
Exons: 4
Coding region: 494-1363 (289 amino acids)
Molecular function (GO): GTP binding
Source: RefSeq, a predicted model, not a curated record
CCCGUCCCCCCAGAAGAUCCCCCCUUUGUUAGGCCCAGAGGGGAGAGGUGGAGUAGGGGCGUCGUCCGCUAGGGAGUGGGGUGCCACCCUCAGAUUCAUUAACAAACAGGGGCAGGCUGGGAGCGCCCCCCCCCCCCGCGCGCCCCCAGGCAUUCUUCCAAAGGUCAAGGAAGGCGGGAAAGCGAAAGUGAAAGUCUCCGGGCGGCGGCGCUGCUUGGAAAUCACGUGAUUGAAGAAAAGAGCCCGAAACGACACCCCCACCCCACCCCCACAUCCCACCCGCAGGAAAAGGGCGUUUCGCUUUGUCUCCAGUGAUCAGGUUUCCUGCUUCAGCAAGUGGUUGGACUAGAACACCGCUACGGUCCCUCCCGACUCUGCUAUUCAGGGGUCGAGCGGAGCUUCUCUGCAGUGCUUUCCGCCCCCCCCCCCCGCCUGAAAAUAACCGCUGGAAGCCAAGCCAAGGGAAUCCGCCUGGAACCAUCGGCAGCCAAGGAUGACCUACCAGUCAACUAUUAAGACAGCCGGGGUGGAUCUCAGAAGGGCUUCUGAAAGGGAAGCCAUGGAUGACGACUCCAUGCUGGAUAAAGUCUCCGAACUCCUGCUGAUUCUGGUCGGAAAGUCCGGAGGCGGGAAAAGCGCUACGGGCAACACCAUUCUCGGUCGGAAGGAGUUUGAGUCCGUUGUGGCAGCAAAGACCACCACCCUGCAUUGCCAAAAAGGGCAGGGGGAUUGGCAGGGUAGGCCGAUCUCUGUAGUCGACACACCGGGCAUUUUUGAUUCCGAAAACUAUGAUGAGAAUGUACGACGGGAGAUCAUGGCUUGCGUGGAGCUCUCCCGGCCUGGCCCCCAUGCCCUGAUUUUGGUGAGCCAGGUGGGACGCUUCACUACCGAAGAUGCGACCGCCGCUAAGUGUGUCCGGGAUAUCUUUGGGGCCGAGUCCACCAGGCACACAAUCGUCCUGUUUACCUGCGUGGAGGAUUUGGGCGGGACCCCGCUGCAGGAGUACAUCCAAGAGUCCAAAAACAGGAAUCUGCGGGAAGUGAUUCGGCAGCGCAGGAACCGCGUCUGUGGGUUCAACAACAGGGCCGAGGGAGACGAGCAGAAGAAGCAGGUCUCAGUUCUGAUGAAGAUGGUGGAGGAAACAGUUUCAGCGAAUGGGGGCAGAUACUACACCAACCGGCUGUACCAAAUAACCAAUGUUCGGGACGAGGACGUCAAAGCCUUCCUGCCCAGCAACAAAACAGACAGACAAAGGGCGGGCCAGAGACCCUGGAGCUCCAUCGAAAUUGUCACCGUGGCUGUGUCAUGUUGCUUGUUCGUGGCCAUUGUGAUUGCCAUUAUUCUCAUGGCCCAGUAUUUGUGAGAGGACUUCUCCUUUGUACCUCUGUAACCGUCUGGUUUGGGCCCGCAACCAAAUAGGACGGAUACAGACGUCGAUGCAUAGGACUGCAGAAACAACAAUCGCAACCAGCCUCUACUGUUUAGUGAGGACCUGUAUAUCCCAUGGGUCAGAAGGAGGGCUGUGAAAAUAUCUUCAGACCCCUCCCAUCCUGGGCAGAAUCUGUUUUGAUUUCUCCCCUCAAGGCAACACUAUAGGGCAGGGGUGACAAACUGGAUUUCCUCGAGGUCUAGAUCAGCAUUGGAGUUAUCCUCAGUGGGCUGUGGGGGGGGGCGAGAGACCAGAGACUCUUCCUGCAAUACCCUGCCAGCCAAAAUGGGGUGCGCGAGGGCCCGGGUGCACUCCAUGUUGGCUGCCAGAGGCACUGCGGGCUGGUCCUUCGCUAUUUCCAGGCCAGUCCCGUGGGCCAGAUUUAAGCACCCCGCAGGCCAGGUCCGGCCCACUGGCCUUGAGUUUGACACCCCUGCUACAAGGCAUUGCACACCCAAACAACUAGAUACAGGGAGAGUUUCCCACCCACCCACUCCCGUGCCAUCACUCUGCUGAACAACUGAUUCCCACAACAGUGUCAAAAUGCUUAGUCGGUCUUUCUCGUAUUUCCUAUUAACUGUCUGCUUAUCUUCUUAUGAGUAUAACUUUAUAGCUUAUAUCUUACCAUUUAUAUUGCUUUAUUUAGUAUCUUACCAGCAUUGCUGUCGAUUGCUUGUUUAUUACCCUAGGACUAUCACUGAGUGUUGUGUCUUAUGAUGAUUUUAUUGUAUGAUUCUGGUGCUUUAUCACUUAUUGCUUGUAUGUACUCUGAGAGUUUCUGCACCGGAGACAAAUCCCUUGUGUGUCCAAUCACACUUGACCAAUAAAGAAUAU